ACCUUCACCUUCAUUUCACCUUCAGUGUUUGGGGAGAAAUCUGCUGCUCCAGUGAUCUCUCACAUUUCCUAAGGAACACUCUCGAGGCAAUCCACAGUGCACCACCUCAGCUUUCCAAUCAUAUCACCUGCUUUGCGGUUCAUCCAUCAACUAAGAAAAAUGGUUCUGCAGAAGAUUGUGGCUCGUCAGAUCUUCGAUUCGCGUGGAAAUCCCACCGUUGAAGUGGAUCUGACCACGAAUCUUGGGAUGUUCCGGGCUGCUGUGCCAUCAGGCGCUUCCACUGGUGUCCACGAGGCUCUGGAGUUGCGUGACAAUGAUAAGAACAACUACCAUGGCAAGGGUGUUCUCCAAGCUGUGAAUAACAUCAAUAGCAUCAUCGCUCCGGAGUUGAUCAAGUCGGGUCUGUGCGUGACACAGCAAGAGGAGGUGGACAACUUCAUGCUGAAGCUGGAUGGGACUGAGAAUAAGAACAAACUGGGCGCCAACGCCUUGCUGGGAGUUUCUCUGGCUGUGUGCAAGGCUGGAGCGGCUGCUAAGGGUGUGCCUCUGUACCAGCAUAUCGCCAAUUUGUCUGGCAAUCCUAACAUCAUUCUUCCUGUGCCGGCAUUCAACGUUAUUAACGGUGGCAGUCAUGCUGGCAACAAACUAGCCAUGCAGGAGUUCAUGAUUUUGCCAACCGGGGCGUCUUCAUUCACUGAAGCCAUGAAGAUCGGGUCUGAGGUUUACCACCAUCUGAAGAAAGUGAUCAAGGAUAAGUUUGGCCUCGAUGCUACUGCUGUUGGCGAUGAGGGAGGUUUCGCUCCCAAUAUUCUCAAUAACAAGGAUGCGCUGUUCCUCAUCCAAGAUGCCAUUGCCAAGGGUGGCUACACUGGGAAAGUGGAGAUCGGAAUGGAUGUGGCAGCUUCGGAGUUCCACAAGGACGGACAGUAUGAUCUGGACUUUAAGAAUCCUAAUAGUGACAAAUCUCUGUGGAUCUCGCCGGAUAAGCUCACUGAUUUGUACCAGGAGUUCAUCAAGGAGUUCCCAAUUGUGAGCAUUGAGGACCCCUUCGAUCAGGAUCACUGGGAUGCCUGGAGCAAGAUGACUGCCGCCACGAGCAUCCAGAUCGUCGGAGAUGAUCUCACGGUGACCAAUCCGAAGCGCAUUGCCACAGCCGUGGAGAAGAAGGCGUGCAACUGCCUUCUGCUGAAGGUAAACCAAAUUGGCACGGUGACUGAGUCCAUCAAGGCGCACAAUCUGGCCAAGAGCAACGGCUGGGGCACGAUGGUGUCUCACCGAUCUGGCGAGACUGAGGACACUUUCAUUGCCGAUCUCGUUGUGGGUCUGAGCACUGGCCAGAUUAAGACUGGAGCUCCGUGCCGCUCUGAGAGACUGGCCAAGUAUAACCAAAUCCUAAGGAUUGAGGAGGAAUUGGGAGCUGCUGCCAAGUUCGCCGGUAAGAACUUCCGCAAGCCACAGUAAAUCAUCACACACAUGAAUUCUCAUAAACAGUUUGGAAGGAGAGACAAUAGGAAGCGGCUUUAGAAGCAAAGAGUUCUUUCCUUUUUAUAUGCAUGUAAUACUUGAAAAGUAUCAAUAAAGGAUUUUCUCGUUGGGACAUUGGA
Messenger RNA from Phlebotomus argentipes, 1604 nucleotides. RefSeq names its product enolase (gene Eno). The transcript is spliced from 2 exons. Gene Ontology annotation, molecular function: magnesium ion binding; phosphopyruvate hydratase activity. The coding region runs from base 160 to 1461 and encodes 433 amino acids. NCBI's taxonomy places the organism in Eukaryota, Metazoa, Arthropoda, Insecta, Diptera, Psychodidae. Gene Ontology annotation, biological process: glycolytic process. Gene Ontology annotation, cellular component: phosphopyruvate hydratase complex. The record is from RefSeq and is a predicted model, not a curated record.